UUGCUUUUCCUUUUCUUUCAGACAGCAAUGGACCAAUUGCACAUGCACUUCACUCAAGCUAUUCACAACACUGUGUUUCAAGUAGUGCUUGGAUAUGUGGAGCUUUGUGCAGGAAACACAGACACCAAGUUUCAGAAGUUACAAUACAAAGACCUCUGUACACAUAUUACAUCAGACAGCUACAUUCCAUGCCUUGCUGAUCUCUGCAAAGCCCUUUGGGAAGUCAUGCUCAGCUAUUACCGAACAAUGCAGUGGCAUGAGAAUCAUGAUCAAGAUGAGGCAGCAACUGCAUCUUCUGUUUCAGAUGGCAGCAGUGUGGUUGGAACUGAGGAGAACAGUUUUGACCGCAGCUAUGUAAAAAAGAAAUUGGAACAUGGGCUUUCACGAAUAUGGCAGGAUGUUCAACUGAAAGUGAAAACGUACCUUUUGGGAACAGAUCUGUCUAACUUCAAAUAUGAUGACUUCAUAUUUGUACUUGAUGUUAUCAGCAGGCUGAUGCAAGUUGGAGAAGAAUUUUGUGGCAGUAAAUCUGAAGUUUUGCAAGAAUCCAUCAGAAAACAAAGCGUUAACUAUUUCAAAACAUACCACAGAACCCGUCUUGAAGAAUUAAGAAUGUUUUUGGAGAAUGAGACCUGGGAACUUUGCCCCGUUAAAUCAAACUUCAGCAUUUUACAGCUUCACGUACGUUCUUUGAGUAACACAUACAAAAGUGUUGAUACUGCAAUAUCUAAGAGUGAACUGCCAUGAAAAUGCUAAGUGACU
Molecule: messenger RNA, 762 nt
Organism: Meleagris gallopavo (turkey)
Lineage: Eukaryota; Metazoa; Chordata; Aves; Galliformes; Phasianidae
Source: RefSeq, a predicted model, not a curated record